AUGGCUACAGUGGCUUACUAUGAGCUGUACCGCGGGAGCAGCCUCGGCCUGUCUCUGACCGAUACUCUCGAUGAUCUCAUCAACGAAGGCCGCAUCGAGCCGCAGCUGGCUAUGAAGAUUCUUUCGACCUUUGACCGGGUGGUCACUGAGGUCCUGGCGGACAAGGUCCGCGCUAGGCUUACUUUCAAGGGUCACCUCGAUACCUACCGAUUCUGCGACGAAGUUUGGACGUUCCUGAUCAAGGAUGUGACAUUCAAACUGGAUAACCAGACCCAGGUCACGGCAGACAGGGUCAAGAUCGUCAGCUGCAACAGCAAACGACCCGGGGAGGCAUAA
This is a messenger RNA of Penicillium cinerascens, 336 nucleotides long. Its product is annotated as transcription initiation factor IIA subunit gamma. The record is from RefSeq and is a predicted model, not a curated record. Gene Ontology annotation, biological process: transcription initiation at RNA polymerase II promoter; RNA polymerase II preinitiation complex assembly. Gene Ontology annotation, molecular function: RNA polymerase II general transcription initiation factor activity; TBP-class protein binding. The transcript has 3 exons. Lineage: Eukaryota; Fungi; Ascomycota; Eurotiomycetes; Eurotiales; Aspergillaceae. Gene Ontology annotation, cellular component: transcription factor TFIIA complex. Bases 1 to 336 code for a protein of 111 amino acids.